CUGUCAGGGAAUGUCCCAGAGGUGUAGGAACCGCGGAUUCUGAAAACAGAGAAGAUCCCCAACCCCAGGCCCGGGGCCUGUGUCCCUGGCCUCCUUCCUACCUGGACGACAGGAGCCGAGCGUGCUGCUGGCGCUGGCCCACACCGCAGGCCGAGCAGACGGUCAGGGCCCGAAGCCGGAGAGCGGGGUUUGUGGCCAAGGCCGAGAGGCAGCGGCUCAGAGCCGGGCCCGCCAUCGAUCCUGCAGGCCCGACGGUCAGCACAUACAACUCGAACCGGCCUCGGAGAUGGGCAAUACCCGAGUCCGCUUUCUUACGGCGUUACUGCAGGCCAAGACCCCUCGGCGGCGGGCGGCCCCUAUCUCUCUGUCUCCCCCGGGGACGGCAGGCGGCGGGCAGCCUCUCUCUGUCUCUUGCCCCGAUCCCGGGACUCUGCCCCGAACAAAGAUGGCGGCUGCGGUCUGGCAGGUUGCCAUGGAGACGGGGCCUAGCGCGGCUUGAAGCCUGCGCCGCCGAUUCAAGGUUGGGGACAAUGGCGUGUGUUCUGAAGGUCAGGGAUUGCUUCAAGCAGCAACUCGACCGUGUCCUGAAAGAGGGUCAUUCUAUCCCUGAGGAUCUACAUUCUGAACUCAAAUCCUGCCUCGGCAAAGCCCAUUCCCCCUGCACAGUCUCCUUCGAGCUGCUAAGAAAACUUCACAAAUUCUUACAAGAAAAAGGAUUCCCUGUCUAUCUGCAUGAACUUGUCGAAGGAGCAGAAAUAUUCACACCGGAAGUAAAACUGCCAGAGAGGAACCCAGAGCUGAUAGCCCGAUUGAAAAAGAUCAAAGCAAACCUUGCAAAUGAAGAAUACAGACGCAUUACCAAAAAUGUCAACUGCCAGCAGAUUAACCGGUACGGCGCUCUGGGAGAUUUGGGAAGACAGGUGCGAUCUGUGAAGGCAGUGGUGGUUACCAUCUUUAACUUCCUAGUGACGGUGGCAGCUGCGUUUGCUUGCACAUACCUUGGAAGUCAGUAUGUCUUCAUAGACACGGCAGCGCGGGUCCUUUCUGCAGUGAUUGUAUCGUCUGUGGUGGGUCUGGCAGAGCUGUAUGUGCUUGUUCGGACAAUGGAAGGAGAGCUGGGAGAGAUGUAGCACACUGCUGAAACACAUUGUUGAAACCAGUUGGAGGCUCUUGUAACUUACAUUUAUAUAAGUACCUUCAUUAUGGUCAAACAUCUCAAGACAUUUCACAGGAGCAUUAUCAAAGUAACACUGAUGAUUUACGUAACAGUGAGGUUUAACACUGAUGGAUGUAAGAAAGUAGGACAGGAGACCAAAAGCUUAGACAGGAAAGUAGUUUUAAGGGGUGGCUUAAAGGAAGCAGCUGAAGGCACAGCCAUCAGAGAGAGAACAAUCAAAAGCGCAGAGGCUGGCGAGGCCAGAACUUAAGAACAACCUCGACCUCAGAGCUGGUGGGCAAAAGAGAUGAGACUGAAAAGGCAAGUUACAGGGCUCACCUGGUCACUGUUAGCCCCUGUACCUGGCUAUUGCUCUCACCUGGCCUUCCCUGAAAAAGGGUUUCCCUUCAUUACUGGUUGAGGUACCAAUUGAAGCUCCGUCCCCCACACUCUGUGGCAGGAGUUUCGAGACCCCAAUCCCUCUCUGUGUAAGGUCUUUUUCAGAGUGUUGCAUUGCUUCUUCUGCCAAUUAUCUCGUAAAUCUGUCCUGUGGCUCUCGCUCCUUCCACCAAUGGGAACACUUUCUCUUGAUCUACUUUGUCCAGAUUCCUGAUUAUUUUGAAAACCUUAAACAAAUCAUCUCCCAACCUUCUCAUCUUCAAGGGCACCUCAAAACUACCUACAUACUAGGCCUUAUGUUAGUGUCUGGAAAUAUUAUACACUGUAAACCAAAUGACCAGUGUUUAUUAAAGUCCAUUUUGCAGUUUA
Stegostoma tigrinum is the source of this 1924-nucleotide messenger RNA. It is a transcript of the gene vma12, whose product is annotated as transmembrane protein 199. Lineage: Eukaryota; Metazoa; Chordata; Chondrichthyes; Orectolobiformes; Stegostomatidae. The record is from RefSeq and is a predicted model, not a curated record. Gene Ontology annotation, biological process: vacuolar proton-transporting V-type ATPase complex assembly. The transcript has 7 exons. Bases 531 to 1130 code for a protein of 199 amino acids. Gene Ontology annotation, cellular component: endomembrane system.